This is a messenger RNA of Brassica napus (rape), 618 nucleotides long. RefSeq names its product KH domain-containing protein At5g56140-like. The record is from RefSeq and is a predicted model, not a curated record. The transcript has 6 exons. The coding region runs from base 1 to 618 and encodes 205 amino acids. Gene Ontology annotation, molecular function: mRNA binding. Gene Ontology annotation, cellular component: nucleus. Gene Ontology annotation, biological process: regulation of mRNA splicing, via spliceosome. NCBI's taxonomy places the organism in Eukaryota, Viridiplantae, Streptophyta, Magnoliopsida, Brassicales, Brassicaceae.
AUGAUGAUGAUGACAUCGCUCGGUGGUGGUGGAGUCGAUGGCGGCGGCGGAGGGAGGUUUAUGACGUAUUCGUCGUCUCUUUCGGUUCCUCCUUCUGCUCCUCAUUCGCCUAGCUACUCCGGUGGUAUACGAUCACAGUCUUCUGUGUUCGUUGAACAAGAGAAGUAUCUUUCAGAGCUACUUGAAGAGCGCCAUAAGCUUACUCCAUUCUUUCCCAUUCUUCCACAUGCACGUAGCCUGCUAGGUGUGGAGAUUUUGCGUGUAACUAGACUGUUGGAGAAUGCCGCAGUUUUGAGUCAGAGUGGGUUUCACCACCCUAGCCCUCUAGGUAAUGGAAGGAUAUUUCAGAAUGCAAGAGCUGACAUGAGGGGAUGGGGAGCCUCACAGUUUCCAUCAGAGAGAUCUAUUCUAUCGUCUCCUGGGCCAAACUGGCUUAACUCACCUGGUAGUCCGUCUGGUCUGAUCGCUAAGCAAACAAUUAGGAUCGAUAUUCCAGCCGACGAUUAUCCAAAUUUCAAUUUCGUUGGUCGCUUCCUGGGUCCUAGAGGAAACUCCUUGAAUCGAGUUGAAGCAAGUACUGAUUGCCGUGUUCUUAUAAGAGGAAGAGGCAAAACUUAA